CCAGUUUGUUGCGAGAACUCCUCUCUGCUGUGGAAAAGAAGGACGCGCAGUUCUGGAUUUAGGUUUGACUGGCAGAAAGAAGGAUGGAGUUUCUGACAGGGAACCCGUUUACUACACCGGUUGGCCAGCGAAUAGGUAAUGUUACAUUUUAACUAAUAAAGUAGGUUUAUAGCGGUUUGUAGCUAGUUUACAUUGUUGCAUCAGACAUGAUUCGCUACAAGACAUUGGUAGGCUAUGGUUGGAAAACAGACUCCAUAAAAUGCCACAAAAGGAAGUUGGCGUUAUUGGUUAUGUAUUUAAUAAGAAACAAAACUGUGACAAUUGCUUACUUAUAGUUAGUUAAUUGAUGAAGAUUGACAGUACAAGAACAGAUUAUGCUAUUACUUGACUGACACUUACACCGCACAAUAAUACCCUAGAGGCGGGUUUACAGUGUUUUAAUCCUCAAUUUCAUUGGCCAGUUAGGGUGUUGUUGGUGUUCUAUAGACCAAUUGUUUGGCAAGUUCUGGGUGGGGCGGUGAAAAGUUGUUUCCUUCCUUCGUGACCUAAUUUUAAGGGGGGGAUUUAUUAAAGGUCCUAUGCAGCCGUUUUAUCGCAAUAUCAAAUCAUUUCUGGGUAACAUUGAAGUACCUUACUGUGAAUGUUUUCAAUUAAAAUGGUCAAAAAUAAACAACUUCUUAGCAAAGAGCAAUUUCUCAAGCAAUAAUUUUGCUAGGACUGUGAGUGGGAGAGGAAAACUAGCUGUUAUUGGCAGAGGUUUGGAACUCUUUCUUAUUGGUCUGUUAACUAAUUUACCACAUGGUGAUAUCACCAGGUAGGCCAAAACAUUUCAGGUAGACUUUUCAAACAUCUCUUACACUAAAAGCGAAUUAUCAUCAUUUUCACAGUAUUAUUACCAUCUAAUAGUGUGAAAAUAUAUAUCAAACACAGGAAAAUCACAUUUUUGACUGCACUGGGCCUAUUAAGAAAUAAUUGAAUAACAUAUACUUUAGAUGUUUCAGAGUGAAUAACGUUGCUGACUAAUAAUUAAUCUGCUUGCAAACUUGUUUUUAUGUAGACUACAAGUGGCCUACUAUUUUAUCUUAUAAGCUUGAAAGCUCCUCCCUGUGACAUAAUUAUAGAUGGGAAUACUGUCUGCCUAUUUUAAUGUAUAUGACCACAAUGUGACAGUAAAAGUAGGAGAGGUUGUUCUACUUUCUCAACUGAGCUAAAUCCUGUUUCUAUCCCCUCCCUUUCAGAGGAAUGAAGACAGAACAUUUAAUUUGUUUCAAUAAACGUCUGCCAAGGCACCUGAUGCUGGUCACAUGAACCAGUCAGUUAGACGGAGAAAGAAUGAGUUUGACAAACAAACAGGGAUUUAACUCACAUGGAUGAGUAGAGGGAUCAGCAAAGUAGGCUAAUACACAACUAUUGAGAGUUGUGUAUUAGAAUGAUGAGGCAGAGACCGUUUCACAGUGACUAUUAUGUCGUCCAGAUAAAUAAAUGCAAAAUAAAGUGCAAUGUCUUAAUUGUUUUUGUUCUCAGAAUAUGCAACCAGCUCCAGUCUGCAGUCGGAGGACUGGGCCCUCAACAUGGAGAUCUGUGACAUCAUCAACGAGACAGAGGAGGGGUGUGUAUCCUCUGUUGACAUAAUGGACUGGUUUUUCCUUUGGCAGCUUACUAUAUUGUGCUCUUGUUGUUUGAAAUUGAUUGUUUACCUACAACGAUUACAGGCCUAGAGAUGCAUACAAAGCAAUAAAGAAGAGGAUUGUGGGAAACAAGAACUUCAGAGAGGUCAUGCUGGCAUUGACUGUGAGUGUAACAUUUGCCUCUCUCAUUCACCAUACUUUUGCCUUUUCUUCAUAAACAUGUAACCUGUGUUACAAGUUUAUGAAGAAACUCAAUCUAAACUUUCUCUCUCGCCCUCUCUCUUAUGUCCUGUUGGUUCUCAGGUACUGGAAGCGUGUGUGAAGAACUGUGGCCACAGGUUCCAUGUGUUAGUCUCAACCAGGGAGUUUGUUGAGGGGGUUCUGGUCAGGGCCAUCUUACCUAAGAACAAUCCCCCUCUGGUCCUGCAUGACAGAGUGCUCAGCCUUAUACAGGUGAGCGAUGGCAUUGUUACUCAUACCUUCAGUAAGUCACAGAGCUCACUAACACUGUGUUGGAAUUGACAGCUAGCUAUUGUCGGGCUGUGCUGUUUAUGAUCUGUGUUUGUCUAUUGUUCAGGCGUGGGCAGACGCAUUCCGCAGCUCACCAGCUCUGACGGGCGUGGUUUUUGUGUACGAGGACCUGAGGCGGAAAGGACUGGAGUUCCCCAUGACUGAACUGGAUGGAUACUCCCCCAUUCACACUCCAAAUAGGGUAUACCUUCAAACAAUGACUGGUGAAAAUGCAUGCAUGCAUUUCCUCACUGACAAAUACAGAGUACAACUUUCUGCUAAACCUCUCUAAAGCCGUUUUUACUCCCUAACACUAUUCUCUAACUCAAUUGGUCCCUGUGCUCUGUCCACCAGACUAUGCCUGAUAACGGGCCUACUGUCACUGUAUCUGCUACACCCUCAUCUCCCAGGCAUGUACCCAUAUCACCCCAGCUUCCUGCAUACCAACAGAGCGAGCAGGGACCCCUCACCUUCACACCUUAUCAGGUGAUUAGAAUGCUCAUGUCAUACAGGGGCCUCUAAAAUGGCAUGGCUUUUAUUUUAGUAACACAACAAUAUUUUGCAUGGAGGCUGAAUUCACUCCAGGGCAUUACUUUAAAAUCAAAUUACCUUGUGCACUGUGGAUGUUUCACAGUUACUUGUUUCACAUCCAGAGUUUAUGAUAAAAGUUUAUGCUUUGCAGUAUUAUGCCAACCCCAACCCCACACAAUUUAGCAUAUGAGUGCCGAUGCCAUUGACUCCUAUUCCAGGUUAAAAAGUUGAAGACAGACCUGGGAGUGGUUCGAGGUAACCUGACAGUGAUGUCAGAUAUGAUGUCUCAACUGGAUCCAGCAACAGCCAAGCAUUCAGACACAGAGCUGCUUCAGGUUAGUUGGUUCACUCUCUGGGCACGCUCUAUGGCUGUCCAUCCAUGGCUGUGACACAUGUCAUCUGUUUGUAUCCAUCUCUCUUUUGUCCAUUGCUGUCUUUUCGCUGACUCUCUGUAUCUCCUGCUCUCUCUCUCUCUGUCAGUAGGAGUUGUAUGCAGCAUGUAAGGACAUGCAGGAUAAGAUAAUGGAGCUGGUCCCAAGACUCAGUGAGGAGAAGCUGACCGAGGAGCUGCUGGUUGCCAAUGAUGAAAUCAAUGCCACCUUCACUCGCUACCAGAGGUAUUGUCCCAGCUAAAUGAUCAACAUCAGAUACAGUCAAUAAUUCCUGCUAUGAUAACAGUGUGAUUUUCAUUAUUUCCUUUCCAGGUUUCAGAGACAAAGAGCUACACAGCAGGUAAGUGUUUUUCUUAAGGAUCUGUGGUCCUUUACCCUCAUUUCUCAUCCAAACAUGCAUUUGUGAUAUGUACUGUUCAACUUCUUCAAAAAUUUUUCUCAAUCGCCCAGAGCCCGACCUACGUCAACCUUAUUGACCUCAGUGCUGCAAUCAAGCCUGUUGCUACAGCUCCCACCCACUGCCAUCUCAGCCGAUCAACAGUUGACACUGUGUCUAGUCAGAUGACAGGACUCAGUAAGUAACUACAGUGUUCCUCCAUCUGAUAGAGGUUCUCACUGUCCCUAUAGUACAAUUCAUUAUCUUUCCCUGUUUUCCAUAUAGGUAUGAGGGAAUUCGAUGAAUUUGCACAGAACAGGAGCAUCUCACAGACACAACAGAGACCGAGGUAAUAGGCAGCUCCAACAAAAUCCUAGGUUUUGCUUUCAUCGUAGAACGGAUUGUUCAGACUGAUAGCGAGUGUGAGAGGGAGCUUACAAAAGCAGGUCUCAGACUUUCUCCUGGCUUAGUACUGUAUAACAAAUAGACUAGUGCUAUGGUUCAGUCUUGUCACUCCGUGGCUUGUUUAGGUUAUAACAGUCCUGCUCCAGCUAAGGUGGUGCUCUAAUCUAAACAGGAAAUGAAUGUAGGCCUAUUGAGGUGAACCUGACUGGCUCAGGGUGGCUGCUUAUCUCUCUCAAGAUAUCUGUGCCAUUCAUUCUGUCAAUAAGGAUUAUGAACGGAGUCUGACAUGAACUGCAAGCGUACAUGGCUAGUGAGAAAACUGUACAAACAUUUGCAGGACAAAUGUUGAAGGAAUGCGUUCCUCCGCUGUAUUUGGUUUUCCAGUAGAAGUGGUUCAUACUAUGGCCAAUGGUUACUUGUGGAGAUGGCUACUACUGUACGUACACUGUAAAUUGCAUCAUUUUCUAAGCAGUGAAAUUUGUGUUUCAGUGAGCGGAAUGAAGGUGCUGCCGACAGUCUGGCUCAAGCUCAGAACACCAGAUUACAGAACACUGGAACGGUCAGUAACCCCAGAAUGAUUUAACCCAGGACCGAUUUGAAAGGAUGUCUGGUUAGGAAGGGCAUUGAUUGUGUCCAUAGAGUCCUUGUGCCCUGUGGAGUGUUACUAAGUGUCACUAAUGUGUACAAUAACCCUGUGUCUUAGUUAAUGUGUAGGUCUGCCCUGCCUCUGUAUGUGGAAAAAAAUAAAUAAAUCUGUCUGUUAACCUGCUACAGUUUCACGUGCAAAGUUGGCCAUUUUGUCAGUGCUAUAAGAGUUGUCUGUCUGCUUGUUCAUAACCCAAUGGUUUUGUGUUAUGGCAUGCAUGUCUACCGGUAUGUUUGUUCGUAAAUAAAAAUGUCUAUCUGUGUAAAGGAUGACAGCCCAGACCCCACCCCCCUCAGCUCCUCGCCACAGUUUGAUUGGAUGAUGGAAAAGGGAAUGGUGGGUCUGAUUGGCUGGCACAGUGCCAUUCCGUUUGUGUUCUAGCCUGUGUUUGGGGCUCAUGCUGGGAUAUUUUGCAUUCAAGCAUGUUUAGUGUGUAUUUUAAUUAAUUAUUGUUUCCUCCAUCUUUGUACUGAGAUGGUUGCAUGCUCUUCUUUCCUGUGUGCCUGAACUGGUUAUUUUUAGCUUGUCAAACAAUACUUAGAUUUUGCAUUCAUGGGUUGAGUGUUAUAAGUGUUCAUUUCUGAAGCUGAUAGGGAUACUUCGGGAUUUAUCUAUUUCCCCAGAGUCAGAUGAACUCGUGAAUACCAUUUUUAUGUCUCUGUGUCCAGUAUGAAGGAAGUUGGAGGUAGUUUCGUGAGCCAAUGCUAGCUAGUGUUUGCGCAAUGACUGGAAGUCUAUUGGUAUCUGCUAGCAUGCUAGUAGAUCGAUACCCAUAGACUUCCAGUCAUUGCGCUAACGCUAGUUAGCGAUUGUGCUAGAGUUAGAAACUUAUUUGAAAUGGCUCGCAGAGACAUAAAAAGGGUAUCCACAAGUUCAUCUGACUCAGGUGAAGUAGACAAAUGGCCUCAUUGCCAAAAUCCCGAAGUAUCCCUUUUAAAUCAUGACUCUUCAGAAUCAUUACUAGGCUUGCUAAUUUACUCCCACUCUCUGUUCUGUUUUCCCUGUCAUAACUUGAGGGUGGUGGAUCCCUUGUUUCCCCCUGUCUAAAAUAAAUGGGUUUUCGGGUUUGUUUCAAUCAGAAUACUAGGGGUCUGCAUGCUUGAAUGGUGGUUAUUUGUAGAUUGCCCAAGAAAAAUCUAGGGGUAACAGUGUUCUUGUGAUGACCAAACAGUGGCUUACAGUAAAUCCUGACAGUAACCUCUCACCCGACUCCCCCAGAUCCCUGUGAGUCAGACGUCUGUGAUGGAUGACAUUGAGAAGUGGCUGGAUGUGGAUGAGGUGGGUCACUAUUGGCAUUCACUCAAAAUGUAAUGGUAUACAAGCAGAGUCCAACUUGGUUCCAUGUUAUACCAGUGCCUGUCCUUGCACCCCCUUUCUCAUUUGGUUUUAUGGACUAUAGUGUACAGUAAAUGCAAAUGCCUGCUUUGUACUUUACCCCAGCAAAUGUAGCAUUCCUGGAUUCUUGAACAUAUUCAAUCUGCUUGCAUGAGCAAGUAGAUUUGUUUGGACAAAUGACUGUUGACGUGAACACAACAGACAAGGCUUUCAUGUGUGUUAUGUGUGUCACAGGAGGACGACAUGGCUGAUUCAGAGGGUGUGACAAGUGAGGGUGAGCUUCUAUUUCUUAGUUUCUCAUCCACUCCCUGGGUAUCGCUAUGUAGAUCCAACAACAAUUUUGUUUGCUUUCUUGUACUAUUGCAAAGUCCUGAGGAAUCCCUUUUUGAGACCCAACAAAGCCCUCCUAAGGCAACUUCUCCUUCUCCCUCCUUUUAGAAUUUGACAAGUUUCUGGCAGAAAGAGCGAGAGCAGCAGAGCGACUCCCGUCCCUGAAAGCUUCUUCUUGUGACAACAACCACUGAGUCAUAGGCCAAGCCGCAACCUGCCACAUAACCAAUGCCAUUUUCCCAAAUAGUGUGAGAGGACUGAACUGGCUGAAUGUAUGAUUGGCACAUACAGUGAGCAAAUGACUGGUGGGAACAAGAACUCCUGAAAAUAGGGGUGUGCUACUGACACUCAGGUACACUACAGUACUACUUUAUGUUAAACUCCCCUGGGUUAAGGUCUUUAUCUAAUAUGUUUAAUGUGUAUUUUUAUGUUAAGGCUAAAUUAACAUGGACCAAGUGUUUUUAACUUACACUAAACGAGUGCUUUAUGAUAAGUUAAAUCGUUCCAUGCCACUAUGUAUAUGGAUAUCCAUCAGCGGAGGCUGGUGGGAGGAGCUAUAGGAGGAUGGGCUCAUUAUAAUGGCUGGAAUAUAAUAAAAUGGAACGGAGUCAAACGUGGUUUCCUUAUGUUUGGUACUGUUUCAUUUAUUCCAUUCCAGGUAGCUUAGUGGUUAAGAGCGUUGUGCCAGUAACCGAAAGGUCGCUGGUUCUAAUCCCCGAGCCGACUAGGUGAAAAAUCUGUUGAUGUGCCCUUGAGCAAGGCACUUAACCCUAAUUGCUCCUGUAAGUCGCUCUGGAUAAGAGCGUCUGCUAAAAUGACUAAAAUGUAAAUAAUGAGCCCAUCCUCCUAUAGCUCCUCCCACCAGCCUCCUCUGGUAUGCGGAAUUUGCACAAUGAUUGAGUUUAAUUCAUGUUACAUUUCUUAGAAGAGAAUGGAAUAUGUCCAAUAUUUUCAGAUAAACAGAAAAUGCAGGCAUGGUAAACACAAUGGUAGUAGAUUGCAAUAAGCUAUAAUUAGGGGAAAUGGUUAGGAAAUGAAUUAUGUGAUGCUCAUGAUGAAUCCCAUGUGUAAUACAGAACACUUUUAGGAAGAGCAAUACAAA
Coregonus sp. 'balchen' is the source of this 7255-nucleotide messenger RNA. NCBI's taxonomy places the organism in Eukaryota, Metazoa, Chordata, Actinopteri, Salmoniformes, Salmonidae. The record is from the annotation of a GenBank genome assembly.